AUGCAAAGGUUGUUUAAUCCUGUAGACAAUGUCCACAACUUCAACCCGGACAUAGACAUUGGUCCCCUCACCGGCAAAGUCAUUGUCGUGACUGGAGGAAAUUCAGGGUGUGGAAAAGAGACAGUCCUCCGACUGGCCAAGCAUUCCCCUGGAAGAAUUUAUCUCGCCGCUCGCAGCAAGGCCAAGUAUGACGAUGCAAUGGCUACCAUCACGGUGGCAGCGCCAAACGCCAGCGAUGUCGUGAAGUUCUUGGAACUCGAUUUGGCUUCGUUGGCGUCUGUCAAGAAAGCAAGCGAGACAGUCCUCCAAGAAAACGACAGAUUGGACGUUCUCGUCAACAACGCCGGUAUCAUGGCUGUCCCGCAUGGACUCACAAAGGACGGGUUUGAGGUACAAUUCGGCACCAAUCACAUGGGCCAUGCUUUAUUGACCCGUCAACUCCUCCCACUCCUACAGAAGACAACCAAGGAACCGUCCGCCGACGUGCGGAUCAUCAACCUCUCAUCCAUCGGCCACACGAUGGCGCCCGGCGAGGGCAUCCAAUUCGACAAAAUCAAGACGCCAAUGAAAGAGCUACACACCUUAAGACUCUAUGGAUCGAGCAAGCUCGCCAACGUGCUCUACACGCGCGAACUCGCCCGCCGAUAUCCAGAUAUCCUCUGCGUGUCGAUUCACCCUGGUAGAGUAGAGACAAACCUUGGCAGGACGUUAAAACAGGACGCUGGCCUCCUUUACAUGUUUUCUCAGGUUAUGGACUGCUUGGUAAAACCGCUCUCUGUCGAGGCAGGCGCCUUGAACCAGAUCUGGGCUGCGACUUGGAAGAGGUCGGAUAUCGUGAAUGGUGCGUACUAUGUUCCUGCAGGCAAGGAGAACCAGGGUUCGAAGUUGAGUCACGAUGCAAACCUGCGAGAGAGGCUGUGGACGUGGACGGAGGAGCAGUUGAAGGAUUUGGGCUACUAG
This is a messenger RNA of Exophiala aquamarina CBS 119918, 960 nucleotides long. RefSeq lists its product as uncharacterized. The transcript has a single exon. Lineage: Eukaryota; Fungi; Ascomycota; Eurotiomycetes; Chaetothyriales; Herpotrichiellaceae. The record is from RefSeq and is a predicted model, not a curated record. The coding region runs from base 1 to 960 and encodes 319 amino acids.